Racocetra persica is the source of this 132-nucleotide messenger RNA. The record is from the annotation of a GenBank genome assembly. NCBI's taxonomy places the organism in Eukaryota, Fungi, Glomeromycota, Glomeromycetes, Diversisporales, Gigasporaceae.
GAGUGGCUCAUGAAAUCCCAACAAUGAACAACGAAUAUAUUCAAACCAGUGCAUUUCCUGUACCGGUUAUCUCCAUGCAGCUUAAAUUAGACUUUAGGAUCACUUGUGAUUUCCUACUGUUUGAUGUUUAUG